AUGCCUGACAUCAUGGAUGGAUGGACGCAAAAGCCCUGGAGCGUGACGGAAGAAAUGUGGAAGCGGAAGGCCAAGGGUCUGGAAGACCAGUACCAACGUCUGCUAUCCGACCACCAGGACUUGCGUCUGGAAAAGGCCAAGAUGAUGGGCGAGCUGCGAGUUCUUCAGCGCUACAAGGAGACUGCCGAAGACACCAUCACCCGUGAAGUCGCCAGUCGAAAGAUUGAGCACAAAGACAAAGUGUCGGCCACUACGAAGCUGGAACAGUACAUCAAAAAGUAUGAGCGCGAAUGUGAACGAGCAUUUGCGCUAGAACGCGAGAACGCCUUCCUCAUGGAACAGGUCUCCAACAUUAAAGGGGAAACCGAGAAGCGCUUGGAUUUGCUGAAGGAGUUGGAGGACUCGCAAAAGCGCAACGCUCGACAGAAGGAAAAGCUUCGAGAGAUGGAAGUUGUGGGCAUCGAGCACGAGAACACCAUCCUUGAGCUGAAGGAAAAGAACCAGAAGCUCAAGCGGAAGCUGUCUGCUGCUGAGGAAGAUGCCGCUGACAAAGCAGAAGAGGCGAAGAAUCUUGCUGUCCGACUAGCGGCUGUUGAAUCUGCGUGGGAAGCAGCUCGUGGCCAAAACAAGACUGCUUUGCACGAGCUCAAAAAGAAGUACUCGCUUUCAAAGGAACUUGAAAAUGUGAAAUCUGAAACCAAGCAAGCAAGCUAUCGCAUCCACGCUUUGGAUGUGGAAGUUGAGAAUGCUCAGAGUAAGCUGCGACAAAAGGACCGCACAAUUGAGGAGCUUCGUGAGAAGAACGCACUGCUCAAGAAAGAGAUCACGCGUCUCAGUGCACACAUGGAGGACCUCUCUGCUAGUCUCGCUGCUACUCGUGAAGUCAUCGAAGAAAAGGACUCCGAGAUCGAGUGCAAGACUGAGCAGCUCCGCAACAAGAAGACCGAAGUCAAGACACUCGAACGUAUCGACGACUCAUCGAAGGAGCGUAUUGAAGACCUCGUGUGCCAAGUGAGCGAGCUACAGCAGCAGCUGCUUGACACGCAGAAGGAGUAUCUCCGCAAGGUGAAGAAGGACGAGCUCACGCGAGAGAAGCAGCGCGCGCGUGACCGAGCUGAAAUCUCCAAGGAGCUGGAGACGAUGCACAAGCCGCGCCGGUGCAAGAACUGCAACGAGACGUUCACCAACAAGUCCAACACGUCUCUCUCGUGCUCGUUCCACCCGGGCCGCUUCGUGGCGCGCAAGUACCCCCUCGAAGGCUACCAGUGGAGUUGCUGCCAGAAGCGCGAGCUAUCUUCAAGACCCUGCAAAUUCGCUGGCCGACACAUCGAGUCCAAGUUGCUGGACUGA
This is a messenger RNA of Phytophthora sojae, 1350 nucleotides long. RefSeq lists its product as hypothetical. Bases 1 to 1350 code for a protein of 449 amino acids. NCBI's taxonomy places the organism in Eukaryota, Oomycota, Peronosporomycetes, Peronosporales, Peronosporaceae. The record is from RefSeq and is a predicted model, not a curated record. The transcript is spliced from 6 exons.